AUCGUGAAUUUGGCAACUUCUUUUCAGUGUCAAACUCUAGAUCUGGCCAAAGACAUCUCUCAGUUCUCACACGUGUUCAGACACAAACCGUCGAUCUACAGAUUUUUUUCUACACCGUACGAUAAAUUUCCACCUGACACAGCAACCUCGAUUCGUUCUCUUCCUCCAUCGUUACGGCUAAACUCUCUCCAGUCUCCACACCACACCAAACUAGGGCUUCUUCGUUAACGAAGAACCGAAAAACCAAUAAGUUCUAAGAGUACAGCCGACCGCCGGAUUGCAAUCUCAGAUCUACGAUAAAACGUCUCAACAGCUUGAUGAAGUUCGGGGUGUUUUUUUUUUUUUUUGAAGGAAUUGAGGUGUCGGGAGUGAUGGAGAAGGAGCUGAUUGAGCUUUUCGAGGUAGUGAAGAAAGCGGCGGAUGUAGCCUCCACGGACGGCGGAGCAGAGUCGUCGCCGGAGGAAGAUCGGUGCCUCGACUCUUUGAAACGGCUCAAAAGUUUCCCCGUUAAUUAUGAAGUUCUCGUCUCCACCCAGGUUGGAAAACGUCUUCGACAUCUGACAAAACAUCCGCGGAAGAAGAUCCAGGCUUUGGCAUCUGACUUGUUGGAGAUUUGGAAGAAUAUAGUUCUAAGAGAAACGAUGCAAAAAAAUGGCAGCACUGACAAUAAGGAUUCUGAGAAAAUUGGACCUGCAGGUGCAGAGACUUCCAGGGCCAAGAAGCUUCAAAAGGUGAAUUCCAUGAAGGUUGAGACAGUUUCGAAGGUUGAAAGCGUGAAGGUUGAAAAUAAUGAUAAAAGUGGUAAGCUAGGCUCUGAGAAAAUAAUGAGGGCAGAAUCUUUCUCAACUGAGAAGAAGGUCGAUGUUGUCAAGAUUGAAAAGAGUACUGCUGAGGAGCACAUAAAGGUUGAAAAAGUAACCAAAGAAGAGAAAUCUGAUUUGAGAAAACCAGCACCAAACUCUAUUGCUCCGCCAAAGCUUACUUCUGUUCUUUCUUGUAAGGAUCCCUUGCGUGAUAAAGUCCGGGAACUUCUGUCAGAGGCUUUAUGCAAAGUUGCUAAUGAGGUUGAUGAGGAUCACAGACACGAAGUGAAUGCUUGUGACCCUUUUCGAGUGGCUGUUUCAGUGGAGUCUGCAAUGUUUGAGAAGUGGGGCAGGUCUAAUGGGGCCCAGAAGUUCAAAUAUAGGUCCAUAAUGUUCAAUAUAAAGGAUGCCAAUAAUCCAGAUUUCCGGAGAAAAGUUCUCCUUGGGCAAUUCAAGCCGGAGAGUGUUCCCGGAUUGACACCAGAAGAUAUGGCAAGCGAUCAAAGGCAACAACAGAAUGAAAAAAUUAAAGAGAAAGCCUUAUUGGAAUGUCAGCGCGGAGGUCCAGCAAAGGCAACUACUAAUGCGUUUAGGUGUGGUCGUUGUGGGAAAAAAGAAACUACUUACUACCAAUUGCAGACUCGGAGUGCUGAUGAACCUAUGACAACAUUUGUAACGUGUGUAAACUGCAAUAAUCAUUGGAAGUUCUGUUGAGCCUCUCUUGAAGUUACUGAUUUAAUGGCAUCAUAAGAUGAGCUCCCCAGGUAGGUUUGUAUUACUUUAAUUUGAUGCCAUGUCAGGUAGUUAGUGUUCAUUUAGGAUAAAAUGACUUUUUUUCAUGCCCAUAUGUGCUAGUUUAAGGGUAGUUUUUUUGUAAGAGAUGUUAUUUAAUAGGUCAAAAAAUGUUUAUUUCUCUGUUACAUCUUUUAUGAAGUACUUAUCUGUGGUUAUUAUUCAUGCUCAUAUGUGCUAGUUAAGGCCAAGUGUUG
Ilex paraguariensis (yerba mate) is the source of this 1792-nucleotide messenger RNA. The record is from the annotation of a GenBank genome assembly. Lineage: Eukaryota; Viridiplantae; Streptophyta; Magnoliopsida; Aquifoliales; Aquifoliaceae.